This is a messenger RNA of Malassezia globosa CBS 7966, 777 nucleotides long. RefSeq lists its product as uncharacterized. The record is from RefSeq and is a predicted model, not a curated record. Gene Ontology annotation, biological process: post-translational protein targeting to membrane, translocation. NCBI's taxonomy places the organism in Eukaryota, Fungi, Basidiomycota, Malasseziomycetes, Malasseziales, Malasseziaceae. Gene Ontology annotation, cellular component: endoplasmic reticulum membrane; endoplasmic reticulum. The coding region runs from base 1 to 777 and encodes 258 amino acids. The transcript has a single exon.
AUGAAGACACGUUCAGGCAUUCUGAGUGGGCAACGCGUCGAGUACUUUAAGGGCAACUCGGCUAUCAAGGCCGUUUUGUCACCUGAGUAUGCAAAGCUGAAGAAUGUUCCGGCUGUGACGAACGAAGAAGAAGCUGAGCGGAUGCUUCACAGCAUGUUGCCAUUUGCCUUUUUCCUACGUGUGGAACGAGGCGAUGCACCACCUGCUGGUAAGGACGGCCCAGCACCCCGACCUCUGCAGGUGAAUCAAAUGCAGAUGUUCGAUAAGGAUAUGUACUAUGUGUGGCUGUAUGAAGGUAUGCAACUUUAUCAAAAGUUGGCAGGACUGGGCCUGAUUGUUGCGUUACUGGGCCUUGUCAUGUUCCCGCUAUGGCCUGUAUUUUUGCGGCGGGGCGUCUAUUACUUGAGUUUGGGUGUAUUGGCUUUGUUUGGUUUGUUGAUGGUAAUUGCAGUGAUUCGUCUGAUUAUCUGGCUGAUCACCAUUGUGGUGCUUCCGCCUGGUAUUUGGAUCUUCCCGAACUUGUUCGCAGAUGUGGGUGUGAUUGAGUCGUUCAUCCCAUUGUGGGGUUGGGAUGUUCCGCCCGAGAAGAAGAAAGUGAAGCGCACGAAAAAGAAGGGAAAGAAGCACGCUGAUGUGUCGGAAGCUGCAGCUUCAGCAACGACCAUCGACGAUGCCACCGUUGACAACGAUGCGGACGGAGAGGCGGCCAAUGAAGGCGAGGUUGGCGCGUCGACGUCAGUCUCAACAGAGUCCAAGAACUAUGCUGAUAUUAAUUAG